Podospora bellae-mahoneyi is the source of this 1847-nucleotide messenger RNA. RefSeq lists its product as uncharacterized. Gene Ontology annotation, molecular function: zinc ion binding. Lineage: Eukaryota; Fungi; Ascomycota; Sordariomycetes; Sordariales; Podosporaceae. The transcript has 2 exons. The coding region runs from base 394 to 1392 and encodes 332 amino acids. The record is from RefSeq and is a predicted model, not a curated record.
UGGGUUGAAACAUAAAAAAGUUUCCCGCCGAUGGUGAAGAACUUUCCCUUUGUUUCUUUUCUCUGCAGUUCGCAGAGAGCCUCGGAAAUCGCCUCGUGGCCAAUGGGCAAAAGGUAAGAACAAACUGUCUUUGAGACCGCUUGGACCCGACGAGAGAUGUGAGAGUUCCUCCAUCAUGAGCUUCUUUUUGGGGUGGAAUUGCCCAUGCCACCGGCAGUUGGCGCAGUUUUGAGACCACCUGGCUGCUUUUACGAUUACAGUUCCGAGCACUUCCCCAAGCUUCCUCUCAGCUUCCCUUCCAUACGCCUAUUUAAACAUUUCCCCGCCAUGUUCUUUUUUGAUGACCGCAUGACCACAUUUUGAUUACAGGACUACUUGGACGACACAGACAACAUGGCUGCUGAAUCUUUGGGACAGCAAUGGUCAUGGCCCGAUGAAGUACGUGCUUCAUCUCCUGAGCAUCCGCACCAAGAUAGCAAUUGGACGACAACACCUCGGGCACCCGCCACGGAUGCACCUACCGGCACGGCGCCAGAACCGACACCAGCAGAACCAUCACAGCCGCGUUACAAACCACGUACUUGCCGGAUAUGUUUGGAAGUCGUGCAACCAUCUACCGAGCUCGACGAUACCGUCGCCGGGCGGGUCUUUGCGUCAAAAGCUCGUGUACGAUAUGUUUCCGAGGAUCCCGAGCUGGGUCGGCUCAUGAGCCCAUGCAACUGCAAAGGCUCUCAGAAAUAUGUUCACGAGGGUUGCCUCCAGGCCUGGAGAAAUGCUGCGCCAAUGUCGGAGAGGAAUUACUGGCGAUGUCCCACUUGCAAGUUCGAGUAUCGUAUGGAGCGCUUGAGAUGGAGCCGAUGGCUGUCAAGCAAGGCGCUACGGGCAGCCAUCACAAUCUUGGUGAUGAUGAUUACAGUCUUCAUACUUGGAUUCAUUGCCGACCCCAUCAUCAGAUAUGGCGCCGACCCUCUGGGUACCAUCGCCGGAACUUUAUUAGGGGAGUUUGACGAAGAGUUCGACAUACCAGUGCAGCCACUCGUCGAGGAAUUGGAGUCAGACAAUUGGUAUAUGCACUUUGUCAAGGGUUUUUUGUCCCUUGGCCUAUUGGGUUUUAUCAAGUCAAUGUUGGCCAUCUCGCCUUUUCAGAUUUUCAAUAUCCGAGUUGGCGGUGGUCGUCGCAGACGAAGAGGUGGGACAGAGGGCAUCAGUUGGUUUGUUGUGGUUGUUGGGGUUGUUACAUUCUUGGCAGCAACCUGGCAUGCCGUCAGUCAUUUCAGCGCAAAGUUUCUUGAGAAGCUCAGCGACCGUGUUGUGGAUGUCCAAGGAACGGAGCCCGAAGAUGACGAAGAUGACGAAGACGGUGAGACCGAUGAGUCAAGAAAGGAUAGGUGAUUGUGGCCAACAGUGAUUGUUCGAGUUCUAGAAGCUCCCAGUUCUCUUCAGUCCCCAUAGAGACCCCCCUACCUGUACGAAGUACUGCACACUCUUAAGUUUCCACAGCUGCUCUUCCAUGCUGUAGCUUACUAGUCUGUGUGCAGAGAUCAAGCGUGGCAAUAGCUGGCCGAAUUUGGGCGUCUUGUCCUGUUCAUGUUUGGCUUUGCGAUGCGGCAGUCCUGUUGGUCAUCUUGAGGGCCUCUUUGGGCGUUACUCAUUGUGCUGCUUCCUCCUCAGCUUCAUGCUGACGUACGAAGUGGGUUGAAGUUGCCAGCAGGAUUGGUACAGUUAUGUCCAUCUCUUGUAUAUAGGGUGAUUUUAUGAACAUAUAAUCGUACUUGUGGUUCAAUUGGGUAUGAUGCCUGUCUGGUGAUGGUGACAUGGGGAAGCUGAUAAGAGAUAAGCUGCCGGGC